Molecule: messenger RNA, 891 nt
Organism: Vicia faba (fava bean)
Lineage: Eukaryota; Viridiplantae; Streptophyta; Magnoliopsida; Fabales; Fabaceae
Source: the annotation of a GenBank genome assembly
AUGGGCAACAACCGCCAACACCGGUUCAGAAACCACCGUCAGAAUCACGCUCAAUCAAGUCGACACUCACUAGACAACGAAUCUCAAAGCUCCGUCGUUCAAGAAACUCGUGACGGUCAUAAUAAUGAAGAAGCGGAGGAACUCACUAAACCUAAAAUAAAGCUUGCAAUGUGGGAUUUUGGCCAAUGCGAUGCCAAAAAAUGCACCGGACGCAAGCUUUCAAGGCUGGGUUUUCUAAAAGAGUUACGUGUGAGUAAUGGUUUUGGGGGAAUUGCUUUAAGUCCUGUUGGACAGCAAUGUGUCUCAAGAGAAGAUUCUUCUUUAAUCCAGAAUAAAGGAUUGGCUGUUGUGGAUUGCUCAUGGGCACGCUUAGAUGAUGUGCCUUUUGCGAAGUUGCGCUGCCCCGCUCCUCGUCUCUUGCCAUGGCUUGUAGCAGCAAACCCGAUAAAUUAUGGUCGGCCAUGUCAGCUAUCUUGUGUAGAGGCCUUGUCUGCUGCUUUGAUAAUAUGUGGAGAAGAAGAAACAGCAAAUCUGGUGCUUGGCAAGUUUAACUGGGGUCACUCUUUUACGUCUCUGAAUAAGGAAUUACUGAGGGCCUACUCUAAAUGCCAAAACAGUGCUGAAAUUAUUUCUGUUCAAAAUGAUUGGCUAUCACAAGCACGUCAGGUUCCAAGGGCUCCUCCUACUGAUAGCAAAGCAGAUGUUAUGCAUGAAAAUGAAGAUAAUGUUCAAAACUCUUCCGAUUCUGAAGAUGGGCUUCCACCUCUUGAAAGGAAUGUGAAUCAUUUAAACAUAGACAACAGUGAUGAAGAGAGUGAAGAUGAGCUCCCACCUCUUGAAAGGAACAUGAAUCAUUUGAACAUAAACAAUAGCGAUGAAGAGAGUGAGUAG